CGCGAACCGAACAAAACAAACCAUGGAGCUCUCCACAGAUCCAACAAACACAGUACUAUCCAUAUUGAAAGACCGCAAUAUUCGCGCCAGUCGCGAUGAUAUCGAGUCGGCGCUCAACGACGCGACUCAUCCGGAGAAUGUCAAAUGGGUGGAGGAGCAUUUGAGUCCGGACACUCUUUUGUCGCAAGAAGAGCUCGCGCUGUAUUCGAAGCUAGACAGCUCGGGCAUUCUUCGAAACAUUCUCCACGACUCCGACACUGGUGCGACCCGGCCGUUACACGACGGAGAACUGCGAAAGGCGACCGAUUCGUUAAAUGCUUCGACAGGGGAGAUCCGGAAGCAGGUUGAUAUUCUAGCGGCGCAACAAGAAUCUUUCAAUAACCAACGCUGCGUCAAAGGUGAGCAGGAAUUGAGGUCGGCAAGAGACAUUGAGCGACUACGGUCCAAGCACGAGCUGGGGCGACAGAAGACAUCUUCGGCGUCCAGUGACCUCGCUCAGGAGUUGGAAAUCGACUUGAAAAGUGAAACGGAGAAAGCGGUAGCAGAAGGCAAACGGAUACUGUCUUCUCUGACAGCUCGACUGAAGGAAGACGACAAGGUCAUUCUGAAUCUGGAGAAGACCGCAUCUACAAUACAAGGUGGCGGUGAUGACUCUUUGGUAAUUAAACGGACAUUAGAGCUGGAAUCUUUACUCGCAAGCUAUCUCGCUGAAGAAAUACACUGUCGGCUGGACCGUCUAUACCUAGAAGGUAUCGAAUCCGACGAUGCGGGAUUCAACAACCCAACGAGUACCGAGGAUGAUGCGUGGUCCGGCCUGUCCGAGGAGUUGGAAGCGUUAUACCCCGAAAUCGAAAUAUUAGCAGAGAUGUCUACCAAGCAACAGUGUAGCGGGCCUAUACUGCGAGAACUCCAGAACCACCAUGGCAAGCAGCGCGUUGCAUCUCAUGAAAAACUUGACAAUAUCUCCGACAUAAUUGGUGAAAUGACCUCCUCGGCCAAGUACCUCACGAAGUCCUUGCAGAAUCGCGAGUCGCUCUGUGGUAUUCUCGAAUCGUUUACCUCCACGUACCGGUUAGAGAUGGGCGACCGUUUCUCCGAGCAAAGCGCUCCAAGGCGGGACACACUGAGAAGACUUUCCACAGCCCCAAUGGCGACAUUUGCUCCCGAUUGCGUUGACUCCGCCCCGGAAACCCCGGUGCUUGCUAACCUAAUGCGCCGCGUAGGAUUAUCAUAUGAGUCGGUGUUGAGCUCGGAAGAGAAGGGUGGCGGUGCUACCGAGCUUGCUGAAAAGAGAAAGCAGGCGCUUGAAUGCUUGCGGAGCUAUAGCAUUGCGGCUGAUUCGCCGCUAAAGGACGAGCUGAUUCCAAGUGAUCAGGCAUCCAUGCUUCUCCUGUCUUCCUUGGAAACAAAUUCACAUUUUCAAAGCUCGCUUGUCGAUCUCGAUCACGAGAGGGGACUGGAAGUCCUUGAAUCUGAAUUGGGUCGUCUCCAGAAAGGGAUGCAGAAGCUCGAUCUGGACGUGGUUUAUCGACGAGACAAGACCCAGAGCAAUUUCAUGGAGCAGUGGUCAUAACGCGACAAGACACAAGGGGCACUCCUCCUGUGCCCAAUCUUUGUCCUAGAAGGAUUGGCCGUUGACGUAGAUGGAUGGACUAGAGCUGUGGCUGUCUCCACUGAUCAUAAUGUCUCGCGAUAGCCUCGCUCUGGGGUAAUAAACCGCAAUUGAU
Molecule: messenger RNA, 1727 nt
Organism: Aspergillus candidus
Lineage: Eukaryota; Fungi; Ascomycota; Eurotiomycetes; Eurotiales; Aspergillaceae
Exons: 4
Coding region: 23-1573 (516 amino acids)
Source: RefSeq, a predicted model, not a curated record